This is a messenger RNA of Pelagomonas calceolata, 1265 nucleotides long. The record is from the annotation of a GenBank genome assembly. NCBI's taxonomy places the organism in Eukaryota, Pelagophyceae, Pelagomonadales, Pelagomonadaceae.
CGCCUCGCGCGACGCCGGUGGUCGUCGGGGCCAGCCGGUGCGCAUCGCUCCACAAAAUGGACCCAAUGGCAGCUAUUUGCUAUGGAAACGAGGCUGCCCCGAUGCUGCCCCAACCUUCAACUUCAAAGUACACUUGCAAAGGAAGUCCCCUCAGUUGGCAAAAAUACGGCUCGUGGACGCACGCGCAGCGCGCGCCGCCCCGCGACACACGCCCACAGCGCGGGCGACCUCGCGCACACGCGACGCCGCCUCCCCGAAAGCGGCUAUGGCUCUCCGCUAUGCUCUCAUGUAUGAGCGGACGUUUUACUCAAUUUUCGGUCGCGACUGGCGCAGACCUGGGGCGAAUUGGACGGCUCUCCAGUGGGCCGGCGACUCAUUUCUCGACGGCGGCUUCGUUCAGAACGGCGACCUUGUACAAGCAAUAAACGCUGCGAUCGCCGCAGAGCGGAUCCCCGUGUUUACGUUCUGGGAGAUCCCCCCCUACCACUUCCGUGUGCCACCCAUAGUGGAGACGUGCAUCGAGAGGUACCGAGCUUUUGCCGGCAACCGAUUUGCAGUCUUUGUGGUCGACAGAAGCGCUGCCCCCGUGCCGCCUGGCGGCUGGGACCGCUUCUGGGGCAGCGAAAAUUCUAUUGCUCACAUCAAGGACUACGUGUCGUUUUAUCUUAUUUCAACUUUUGGAGGAAUUUGGCUCGACGCAAGUAUAAUACUACUCAGGCCCUUUGAAGAGAUAUUCAAUGUUAAUUUGGCCAAGUUCCAGGGCUGGUAUCAACCGGGCACCGAUGGCGGGGUAGCCGAGAACUGGGCGUUUUUUGCGCCUCCUGGAUGCCCCAUCAUGAAAUCCUGGUACCUAUUGACUGUGCUCUGGCUCGCGACCGACCACCAGCCUGAGGGAGCCCAGCCCUGGUUCCCGUAUUUAUGGCAGCACGACAUCUGGAGAGAGGAAAUGGUACCUAUGAUUAAGGAUUACGGUUGGCAGGAUCUCUAUAUCCUUCGUGAUCCUGCUGGAAUUUUUAUGUCGUACGAAGGAUAUAGAGAUCUAUCAAUAGUUUCGUUGUUGAUCACAGGGCUCAGCCUGAGGACGGUGCGAUUCCAUACGCCUAUGGUUAAGCUAACGAGAUUCGAACGCGACCGACUAGCAAGCAGUUUGCGCCAUGGUAGAUUUCCUGAGGGUUCGCUGGCGAACCAGCUCGAGUACCGCUGGGUCAUCCCAGCUUAGAACUAUCCCGCGGUAUCCCCUUGACCAAUAAGAGUUUCACGUCUUA